AUGAGUGACAAGAAUGGGAGAAGUGUGUUGGAGAGAAAGCCCAGAUUAGCUAGAUUUGCGCAAGCAACCUCUGUCCUCUUUUCCCUUCCUCUCCUCACCCUCAUCAAUCACCAUAAUUCCAUUCAGUUUGGCAUGGUUGGUGUAAAGGCGAAGACAGUACGUAACUGA
Molecule: messenger RNA, 168 nt
Organism: Sphenostylis stenocarpa
Lineage: Eukaryota; Viridiplantae; Streptophyta; Magnoliopsida; Fabales; Fabaceae
Source: the annotation of a GenBank genome assembly